Messenger RNA from Paramecium octaurelia, 1491 nucleotides. The record is from the annotation of a GenBank genome assembly. NCBI's taxonomy places the organism in Eukaryota, Ciliophora, Oligohymenophorea, Peniculida, Parameciidae.
AUGCAAAGUCAGGGGAAUUAAUAGAAAUAUGAAUCUUCUCAUAUUCAAAGACCAAGUAUUACAAUAUUUAAGUAAUCGACUGAGAUGAAUAUUUAAACAGAUGAAGAUAUUGGUGAAUCUGGUUCAGAACCAGAAUAAAUAAUUUAAGAAACGCAAAAUAACGAUCCCUUACCUUCUGAUUAGUACAUUUACCUUCACAAAUAGAAAAAUUCAGCAUAAUAAUUCAGUUAUAGAAGAUGAUAAUAACGAAGGUGUGCUCGAAGAAAAGGAUUUGAAUAUUUCAAAGCAGAUAUUUUUGUCAAUGAAUUUUAAUAACUUAAGUUAGAUUAGAUUCUCACAUUUAGAUAAGGAAAAGGUAUCUGAGUAGUUUUACUGAGUGUAGAAAUUAAGGGCUGAGAUUAACCAUAUAGAAAUAAAUAACGAUAUCGUUUAUUAUCAAAUAGAGACCUAGUCAUCUUAAUUACAGUAUGUUGUAAAAGUGAAGAGAAGAUACAAUGACUUCAAGCUUUUGUUAAGGGAACUGUAAAUUCGAUUCCCUCAACUCAUAUUGCCUCAACUACCAAUUGGAAUAGGAGUGGGAAAACUUAGCAAUCGUGAUGUAGAGGAUAGAAAAAGAUUGUUACAGAAUGUUAUCAAUAUUAUAACUAUGCAUGAAGAAUUGAUACUUUCAAGCUCUGUUAAAAAUGUAUAAUUAAACUGACCUAUUAUUAGUUUUUUGAAGAAGCAGAUCAACAGGAAUUUGAGAAUAAAAGAAUGUAAGGCUAAUUCAAUUUGAAGGGAGGUCUGGCAUAAAAUCUAUAAGUAGUCAUAGACAAAAGCAUCAAAUCACUUGGAUAAUUAAAAAAUUGGUGGAAUGGGUCCACAUCAAACAAAAAAUGCGAAGAUUUACAAUAAAUAUAGUUAGAAUUGCUAAGAUUAUAUAAAUAUUAAACUAAAUGUUAGAAAUUGCUUUUUAGCAUAUAAGCCUAAUAAAGGAAAUAACAAAAAAUCAAAGAUAUAAUUGCAUAAUAAGAUAGUUAAAAAACGUAAUUGUUGAUUGAAAUAAAACUUCACGAUUGUAUAUUCGAUUAUGCAAAACAUUUGGAUUUUUAAACUAAUACGUUAGAGGAUAAAUUUGUAAUUAACAUGAGUAUUUUAGGAUUAAUUUUAUCAGCAGCAAAUUUGGCAAUUAAUGAAUGUAAUUGAAUUUAUAGAUUAUGUUGACAUAUAUUAUAAGCAUUUAGUUGAAUUCAUUGAUGAUCUUAAUGAGUAGUUAAAUUAGGUUUCUCCAAAUCAAUAAACGUAUUAAAACAUGUAAUUGCUAGUCAUUAAACAAUUAAGGAUGAGAUCAAUAAGUACUUGAGUAAAGCUAAAGAGUAAUUUUGUAAUAAAAAGGAUGGCAUAAUUUCAAAAUAUUUGGAACUCUAAUAAAAUGGAUUAACAUAUUUUUACGUGAGUUAGCAAUAAGAGAUUUGGAAUUAUGCUUCAGAAAUUAACAACAAAUUUAAUUGA